Messenger RNA from Aspergillus aculeatus ATCC 16872, 1374 nucleotides. Its product is annotated as FAD-dependent oxidoreductase. The transcript has 5 exons. NCBI's taxonomy places the organism in Eukaryota, Fungi, Ascomycota, Eurotiomycetes, Eurotiales, Aspergillaceae. Gene Ontology annotation, molecular function: FAD binding; D-amino-acid oxidase activity. The coding region runs from base 1 to 1095 and encodes 364 amino acids. The record is from RefSeq and is a predicted model, not a curated record.
AUGGCAACAAACACUAUCGUCAUUGUUGGAGCCGGCGUCUCCGGACUCACCACCGCCUUUCUGCUAUCGCAAGACCCGACCAACUCCAUCACGGUGGCCGCCAAACACAUGCCCGGGGACUAUGACAUUGAAUACGCGUCUCCCUGGGCCGGUGCCAACUACUCUCCAAUGGGCGCAGCUGGUAGCAACCAAGCCAGAUGGGAACGAGAAACCUGGCAACCGCUGCGGGAGAUAACGGAGAAGUACCCAGAAGCCGGCAUUCACUUUCAAGACAAUGUAAUCUACAACCGCAUCAAAGAUCAAGAGACAGCGACCGGCAAGAACUUCGCUGCCCUCAUGAACGCAGAGCCGUGGUACCGCGACGUCGUCCCCAACUUCCGAUCCAUGCCUAAAGACCAGCUUCCUCCUGGCAUUGACAGCGCCCAGACCUUCACUUCCGUCUGCGUCAACACCGCAAUUUACCUCCCGUGGCUCGUGGGCCAGUGUCGCAAAAACGGAACCAUAUUCAAGCGCGCCGUCUUCAAGCACAUCACCGACGCAGCACAGGCCCACCACUCCGGACGCCAAGCAGACAUCGUGGUAAACUGCACCGGUCUUUCCUCGAAGACCCUCGGGGGCGUGCGCGAUGAGACGCUCCACCCGGGCCGCGGACAGAUCGUCGUCGUCCGCAACACGCCCGGGAAGAUGGCCGCCCUGUCCGGAACAGAUGACGGGGAAGAGGAACUGUGCUACAUGAUGACGCGCGCCGCCGGGGGCGGAACGAUUCUGGGGGGCUGCUACCAGCAGAACCAGUGGGAUCCGCUGCCGGAUCCGAAUCUCGCGGUACGGAUUAUGCGGCGCGCGAUUGCGGCGUGUCCCGAGCUCGUGGCUAAAGGCCAGGGCAUUGAGGGGCUGGACAUUAUUCGGCAUGGGGUGGGGUUGCGCCCUACACGGAAAGAUGGACCACGGGUGGAGCAGGAGUCAAUAGGAGGGGUGGCGGUGGUGCAUAAUUAUGGGCAUGGCGGGUUUGGAUAUCAGGCUUCGUUUGGCUGUGCGGCGGAGGCUGUGCAGUUGGUCCAGGACAGUCUGCGGCGGAGGGCGCAGGCGAAGUUGUAGUUGUGCUUUACGCCUAUUUGAUGCGGUAAUAGAAGCGUCUCGUAUCGACACAUCCCGGGCCCACUAGCUAAGCGACAUCGGUACUAGUAUGAUCUGUUGCUGGUGCCCAGCCAGGCUGAGAUUCCUGGGUAUAUGACUUCCUUCCUUGUCUAUCAUUUAUCGUCCAGAUACGAUGCCCCCGAGUCCACAUCAUGGGCUUCUACAAAUUCUCCUAUCUCCCAGCAGAACUGCGAAUACAAAUCUGGGAGGACAGUCUUCCGCAGAAAUUUGGCCGUCCUA